Amoebophrya sp. A120 is the source of this 797-nucleotide messenger RNA. NCBI's taxonomy places the organism in Eukaryota, Dinophyceae, Syndiniales, Amoebophryaceae. The record is from the annotation of a GenBank genome assembly.
AGCCAGGUCUCAUCGUCGUUGGUAGACGCAGUCUACCUACCGAUUUAUUCGUAGACAUCGUUUUCGAGCUAUAGCUACCCACCCGCCCCCCAGGCCGAAGAAGACGGCCCUUUCCACUUAGGAUGAUAGGUCGCUCCAUAUCUCCGGUACUAACAUUGGAGGCCGCCACGGAUGAAAGCGAGCCGACACUACCUGCUCUGCCCUUAAUAGUAGAACUGCAAAGCACGAAAAAUGAGUUCAGCAGGCCACCUGGUGCCGCUUCUAGAAGUACAAGCGGUCCCCUUUUCAGUUCGACAAGCGGCAAGAUUGUUCAGAAUUAUAACGAUAACCACAAAGAAGUAGAACUCCAGCAACACCCCGAAGCUGCACCAUCAAUAAGACUAAAAGACAACAAGAUGGACUCCUGGCACUGUUUUUCGCACGAGCUUGUUCCCAAAAUCGAGCUCCUUCCGCUUCAGGGGGAGCCGCGACGGGAGAAAGACAAGCUCUUCAUCCGGUGUUUUGAAGACGCUUUCCGGUUGCUGUGGGAUAGAACAAACAGCAGAACUUCAGAACGACCCGAAACUCAACGACAAACCCCUCAAGGAAUUUCAACGUCAGCCAGCUCUGCUUCUGAGCCAGAGCCUGUACUAGUUACAACUACAUCUUCGGAUCAUCAAAACAGCUGCAGGCAAAACGGCAAUUUUCACCCCCACGACCUGUACCCGCCCGAGGACUUGAUCCUGGAAAUGAGCCAGGCCUGGGUGGAGCGUGAGCGACAGGAGGCCUUUGAGAAAGCGCAGGGGCACGUGCACUGA